GAACAUUAAUUUUUGUUGAAGGAAGAAAUGGAGAAGGGAGAUCCAAAGCCGACAGUGACAGAAUCGUUCCCAAUGUCCGGAGGCGAUGGAGCUCACAGUUACGCUCGCAACUCUUCCUUACAAAGAGGAGGACUAUUCAAUGCUCUGAACAAGAGCCGAGAAGCUAUCUUGGCGAAUCUCGAUCUUCGAAACCCUAAUUUCGAUCGUAACAACAACAUCGUGAGAAUCGCGGAUUUCGGCUGUUCCGUUGGGCCCAACACGUUCGAUGCCGUCAAGCACAUCAUCGACACCGUCAAACUCAGGUUCCGACAAGAAGACGAUGUGGACGACGACCUCCAAGAUCUCGAGUUCCAUGUUUUCUUCAACGAUCAAUCCAACAACGAUUUCAACACCCUCUUCAAAACCUUACCCAAGAACGAAAACUGUUUCGCGGCGGGAGUUCCCGGCUCGUUCUACGGCCGGGUAUUCCCUAGGAACAGCCUCCACAUCGGCCACACUUCCUACACGCUCCACUGGCUAUCCCGAGUCCCCGGAGAAAACAUCGGAAAACAGAACUCUCCGGCUCACAAGGAACAGUUCGAGAAAGACAUAGAGAAUUUUCUUGAAGCGAGAUCCGAGGAACUUGUCCCCGGAGGACUGAUGAUCGUCUUGGGACUGUGUAUCUCCGACGGCGUCCCCUUCGCCCAAACCGGGAAGGGUAUCGUCAUGGAGAUCUUCCUCGGCUGCCUGAUCGAUAUCGCCAAGGCGGGAAUAAUAAGCGAGGAGAAGGCGAAAACGUUCAGCUUUCCGAAAUACUUCCCGCAUUUCAGCGAAGUGAAGGAAGCGAUGGAGCGGAACCGGCGAUUCAGCGUGGAGAUGAUGGAGGAGAUAAAGCACGCGUACGAGGAUGUUGACGUGGGCCACGAGCUCGUUGUCUCGGUUUACAGAGGACUCUACCAUGGAGUCUUGGUCGAACAUUUCGGAGAAAGUUCGGUCGAUGUGCUAUUCGACCGAUUUGCCGAGGAACUGACCAAAUGCCCUCUCGACGAUAUAAAGAAGACGGCGAGCGAUAGGGAAUACGUUAUCGUACUUAGGCGAAAUUUGGUCUGAUGAUUUCGGUUAUAUAAUAACAGCACUCGUGUUGGUUUUUUGUUUCUAUACAUAUAUAUAUAUAUAUACCGUGAUAUCGAUUUCAGAACGUUAUUCUUGGAAAUAUUAAAUCGGUAUUGUUGUCUUUUACUUA
Tarenaya hassleriana is the source of this 1222-nucleotide messenger RNA. Its product is annotated as probable S-adenosylmethionine-dependent methyltransferase At5g38780. Gene Ontology annotation, molecular function: S-adenosylmethionine-dependent methyltransferase activity. Gene Ontology annotation, biological process: methylation. The record is from RefSeq and is a predicted model, not a curated record. Lineage: Eukaryota; Viridiplantae; Streptophyta; Magnoliopsida; Brassicales; Cleomaceae. Bases 28 to 1089 code for a protein of 353 amino acids. The transcript has 3 exons.